GGAGGGUGGAGUUAACAGCCUCUCUUUCCUAACCAACUACCGGACACUCCGCCUUUCUUCCCCCCGGUGACCGAGCUUCCGUUGCCGAAUUCCUGGUGCGGACACACACCGGCAGCUCCACACUGGACCAGGACCUCGAUGAACUUUCUGUCUGGAGGAGCGUUCAUAGGAAAAUACUGAAAGAUAGUUCGAUGUAAACUCGGACCCAGUGAAAGCUGAGACACGUACGCGCCACGUUAGUGAUAUUUACGAGUUUGUGUCUUUCGAGAACUCAACAGCUGCCAUUUUUAGAGGUUUGAACACACAAACAGAGAGGAAACGUGUCUCGUCAGCGCAACAGUUAGCUUGAGUCACCGACAGUUUCAACACUUUUAAAAGCUGGAUUGAUUACUUUUUUCUCUGUCUCAAGUUCCGCUUUGGUUUGACUCACUGGCGGACACUCAUCCACCCAAACAGCUGGGUGCCUACAUGUCUGCGGAGCCCCGCGGCUGGAGCAGCUGAACCAGGCUGCUGCUGGAUUUACCCCCUGUCAGGUGAAAGGUGUGGCGUUGGGCGGGGAUUGCUUUUGUUCUAUCAACACCUGUGUGAGUGUGUGUGUAGCCGUGUUGAGGAAACCGUUCAAGCGGUUUAGAUGGAAACGUGUGUACCAGCUCACGGGCUCAAAUCACGCGGACACGUUAUGGAGUUUAAUUUCAGACCGCACUUUUUCGAGGUUUGACCCUUCGGACGGACGAGAGGAAACUGGGUCAGAGCAGUUUUACUUAACUAUUUAUUGACCGGUGGAAAUAUCGAGGUCAUGGCGUUGUCUCAGGUCCAGUGUCUGGACAAUCACCACGUCAACUGGCGCGUGAGCGAGAGCAAACCGGAGUUUUUUUACUCUGAGGACCAACGGCUGGCGAUCGAGGCUCUCGUUACCGAGGGCCGCGAUGCAUUCAUGGACUACAUCCGCGAGACUGGAGUCCGGGAGUUCCUAUCGGAACCGGAGCUGGAGCAGAUAGCACACGUAGCGGAGGCCUACCGGCCUGGGCACGAGCAUCUUCAGAAGCCAGAUACACCAGGGCCGGGGAAUAUCACCCCGGGGUCCGGGGGUUAUGGGGGCGACGGAGAGGUGUCGCUCCAGUACUGGCCAGAUCGGUCGGAGGCCUCGGUGGCGGAGCUUGACCUCGGCUGGCCCGACGCCAGUUCAUACCGAGGGGUCACGCGCGUGACAGUGUACACUCAACCUCCAACUGAGGGGAACACGCACAUCAAGGAGGUGGUGCGCAAGAGCAUUGCAUCAGCCCAGAGGGUGAUAGCCGUGGUCAUGGAUGUGUUUACAGAUGUGGAUAUCUUUCGGGACCUGCUGGAUGCAGCCUACAGACGCAAAAUUCCUGUAUACAUAAUCAUUGACAUGGCUGCAGUCCCCAGCUUUCUUUCCAUGUGUGGCAGAGCUGAUAUGCACCGUGGACACCUAAAGAAUCUGCGUGUGCGCUGCUGUGGAGGAGUGGAGUUCUUCACACGAUCGGCACAGAAGGUGCGUGGAGCGCUGAGCCAGAAGUUCCUCCUGGUAGAUGUAGACAGAGCCAUCUCUGGUUCAUACAGCUUCACCUGGUCCUCAUCUCGUUUGGACCGUAACCUCAUCACUGUGAUCACAGGACAGGCAGUGGAGACCUUCGACCUGCAGUUUCGUGAUCUUUACCUCGUGUCCAGAAGUGUGUCUCUCAACAAGGUCCCCAUGGUAGAUGAGCCGAUCCCUGACCCAGUCCCUCAGGUGGCUCCUGCUCCGGUGUCAGCUGCUAUUGCAAGGAAGCUCAUCAAUCCCAAAUAUUCCCUUGUUACCACUGGAACCCACACAAGUAACACUUCUUCUGACCAAAAUUCCAGCAACAAGAACUCCCAUAAUCCCACUGGGCUAAAGUUUCCGAAAGGACGUCUUAAGGGGGUCAUCGAAGAGCCACCCUUACAUCCGGGGUUAGCCCAUCUGGAGAAAGCGUACCUGAUCCCGUACCUGCCCACCUGGCCAGAGCCAGACCCACCAAGCGACGUGAUUGGCUUUAUCAACAUCAGGGAUGAAAAGCGCCCCAAUCAGGUUCACUUACAGAGGUCGGAGAUGUUUUCGACCAGCCGGGCUAUACGCUUCAGCACACCCCUGAUGGUACCACCGCAGACUGAGGAAUCUGCUUCAGGUCAGGGUGCAAAUGCUGCAAGUGCAGCAAAGAAUAUAUGUGGGAAUACAGACGCAUCUACUCCUCUGAGUCCAACCAACAAACAGGUCAAAGAGAAAACGCACACAGCUCCAAAUAAAGACCAAACUGAUGCAACAGAUUCCAGAGGGCCCCCUCAGCAGCCAGACACACCUUUAACACAGGAUACACACAAACUGAAUGCAUCAUCACCAUCCAAUGUUACUGCUGAUUCACAGCCAACAGACAAUGCUAAUCAAACUGCAGAGACUCAACCUGCAGCACCUCCUGUUCCCAAACGGCGCACACUGCAGUUAAUCAUAGACCCCAACUCUUCAGAGCAGCAUGGUCAACCACAGGUCACUCUGAUGAAAAUGGACCAAUUGGAAAGUCUCGAUAGCGUCAACAAAAAGGAAACCCGGGAAGAGCUGACACCAGGCCGUGGCCGCAUGGCAUUAAAGGAUGAUGGCGGGGACUCUGGCAGCACCGGCGAGGGCAGCCAAGACAGCACCAAGGUCAUGUGCGACAGAGCAGCCAUAGAUGGUCCUUCAAGCACUUCCACAGCAUCAGAGGAGGAGUUUUAUGAAUGUCCCCAGUUGGAGCAGAGUGACUUGUUGAACAACGGAGGGAAGACAGGGUCAGGGCACGGGCAUCGCCAAGGAGAAGGGGUCAACAUCAUGGCCCGCCUCUCCCAGAGCAUGCUGGAUCUGCGGGACCCCAAUAAUAAAGACAGCUCUGACCUCCUCCGCCAAUCAAAGCAGCUCCGCCGACAAGGUCUCCCCUCACCACACAGACACAUAGGACAGUUGUUCCAGACAUCUAAAUCUCCAGGUCGGGAUAUGCGACAGAGAGGACCUAAAGUAAUCAUCGCCAAACCUGGAAGUUUUCACCGCCCCACCCGAGCUGCUGUCCCGGUGAUUGGAGGACACCGUUACUGGCAGGGUCAAACGCUGCACUCUGAUUUGGCCCAGCAGCGCGUAGAGACACGCUCCGGACGGUCACCGCGACGCCACAGCCCGGGUUACAAGAAGGUUGAUCAGGCCUCACAACACCCUCCAGCCAACCAAUCAGGGUUACUAGGAGUAUCUUUCUCAAAACUCAGCAACUUUAAACACUUAAAGGCACGAGGCACAGAGUCGCAGAACAAAGCGUCUCAAUAUAACAAGGCUGAUAGGUAGAAGUGUGGGUCAGCGAAGGUACGCCAGGAUGGUUGUUGAUACAGACAUCCUGCUAAGAAAGUGGUGAAUCUUCAGUGUGGAAUCUUCUCUAUCUCUGGCAUGCGUGUCAUUUCCUGUUUUCAAACCCUGAGGCUCAACAUUCAAGAACAAUUUAAUUGGGACUUUUUGAGUUGGUGGUUUAAAUUGAUAAUGUGUUUUAGGAGGUAUUGUCUGUAAAUGAAUCACCUUCAAAACCAGUGCUUCAUGGCAAAAAGCUUCUGAUUGGAUGGAUUCAGUAGUGUGUGGCAGAUAAUGGAUUUUAGAGGCAGAUACCUCGGAGGAAAUAAACCCAACACUUCUCAGCAUGGUUAUUGUAGAUGAUAAGCAGUCAGCUGUGAUAGUCUCCUCUGCCAGCGCACGCACUUCAAUCCUUUGAAAAAAAUGUUUCUUAAUUACCUCAACUGCUUUUUGUUUUUCAGAAUUGUGUACUGUAAAUGUUAUUUUUCCAUAUCCAACCUACAGAGAUGCGGUGUAUCUGCAACAUGCGAGAUCAGCCGAUUAUAUCUCCUCACUGAUAUAAGAGUCAGGCUCUGGUGUUGAUACUGUGACGGGUUACUGAUGGUGUUAGGGUAGGGCUACUGUGUUGAGAACUGGUGUGUGUAUAUAUAAGCAAUUGUAAACACUGGUGUGGGACCAAAAGUGAAUGUUGUAAAUAAAAAGACAAAUUGUUGCUGACCGAG
Molecule: messenger RNA, 4059 nt
Organism: Cottoperca gobio
Lineage: Eukaryota; Metazoa; Chordata; Actinopteri; Perciformes; Bovichtidae
Gene: sack1gb
Product: family with sequence similarity 83 member Gb
Exons: 5
Coding region: 797-3340 (847 amino acids)
Biological process (GO): signal transduction
Molecular function (GO): protein kinase binding
Source: RefSeq, a predicted model, not a curated record